GGCCCGCCACGUGUCGCGCGGCUGCGCGGCGGGGCGGGGCGGCGGCGCGGGAAGAUGGCGGCCGGGAUCCGGGAGAAGCAGACAGCGGCUUUGAAACGUAUGCUGAACUUCAAUGUUCCUCCUGUUAAAAACAGCACAGGAGAACCAGUAUGGAAGGUUCUUAUUUAUGACAGAUUUGGUCAAGAUAUCAUCUCACCUCUGCUGUCAGUGAAAGAGCUGAGAGAUAUGGGGAUCACUUUGCAUCUGCUUUUGCAUUCAGAUCGGGAUGCUAUUCCAGAUGUUCCAGCCGUUUACUUUGUAAUGCCAACUGAAGAAAAUAUUGACAGAAUGUGCCAGGAUCUUCGAAACCAGCUUUAUGAGUCUUAUUAUUUAAACUUUAUUUCUGCCAUUUCAAGAAGUAAACUGGAAGAUAUUGCAAAUGCUGCUAUAGGUGCUAAUGCAGUAACUCAAGUGGCUAAGGUGUUUGAUCAAUAUCUUAAUUUCAUUACUUUAGAAGACGAUAUGUUUGUAUUGUGUAACCAAAACAAAGAACUUGUUUCAUACCGUGCCAUUAACCGACCAGAUAUAACAGACACAGAAAUGGAAACUAUAAUGGACACUAUUGUUGAUAGUCUCUUCUGUUUUUUUGUUACACUUGGCGCUAUACCUAUAAUCAGAUGCUCAAGAGGAACUGCAGCUGAAAUGGUGGCAGUGAAAUUGGAUAAGAAGCUCAGAGAGAAUCUAAGAGAUGCCAGAAACAGUCUUUUUACAGGUGACACACUUGGAGCUGGCCAGUUCAGCUUCCAAAGGCCCUUAUUAGUCCUUGUUGACAGAAACAUAGAUUUAGCAACUCCUCUACAUCAUACUUGGACAUACCAAGCUUUAGUGCAUGAUGUUCUGGAUUUCCAUUUGAAUAGAGUUAACUUGGAAGAAUCAGCAGGAACAGAAAGUACUCCAGCAGGUGCUAGACCUAAGAAAAAAAAUAAGAAGUCCUAUGAUUUAAGUGCAUCUGAUAAAUUCUGGCAAAAGCAUAAGGGCAGUCCUUUUCCAGAGGUGGCUGAGUCUGUUCAGCAAGAACUAGAGUCUUACAGAGCCCAAGAAGAUGAAGUCAAAAGACUUAAAAGUAUCAUGGGCAUUGAAGGGGAGGAUGAAGGAGCAAUAAGUAUGCUUUCAGAUAAUACAGCUAAGCUAACUUCAGCUGUCAGCUCUCUUCCAGAACUUCUGGAAAAGAAGAGGCUCAUUGAUCUUCAUACAAAUGUUGCAACAGCCGUCUUGGAGCACAUAAAGAGUCGAAAGCUGGAUGUGUAUUUUGAAUAUGAGGAAAAAAUAAUGAGCAAAUCCACUCUGGACAAAUCCCUUCUGGACAUGAUUUCUGACCCAGAUGCGGGAACUCCUGAAGACAAAAUGCGAUUAUUUCUCAUCUAUUACAUAAGCUCAGCUCAGGCACCUUCAGAGAUUGAUUUGGAGCAGUAUAAAAAAGCAUUGAUGGAUGCAGGGUGUAAUCUCGCUCCUUUGAGCUACAUAAAACAGUGGAAAGCUUUCACUAAGAUGGCUUCAGCUCCAACCAGCUAUGGAAACGCUACGCCUAAACCUUUGGGUCUGUUUUCACGUGUUAUGAAUACAGGAUCACAGUUUGUAAUGGAAGGAGUGAAGAACUUGGUACUGAAGCAACAAAAUCUGCCAGUCACACGUAUUUUGGACAACCUUAUGGAGAUGAAGUCAAACCCUGAGACAGAUGACUACCGGUAUUUUGACCCCAAGAUGCUCCGAGGCAGUGACAGCUCAGUUCCAAGAAAUAAAAAUCCAUUCCAGGAGGCCAUAGUGUUUGUAGUUGGAGGAGGCAACUAUAUUGAAUAUCAAAAUCUUAUUGACUACAUAAAGGGUAAACAAGGCAAACAUGUCCUGUAUGGCUGCAGUGAAAUUUUUAAUGCUACACAGUUUAUGAAACAGCUGUCACAGCUUGGCCAGAAAUAAGACAGAAACACCAUUGCCUGGAUGGAACGUGACAACAGAGAAUUGUUACAACAUUCAGAUAUCUUCAUUUCUUUAAUUUUGUCCUUAUAUUAAAACUUAAACCCAUUUCAUUAAUAUGAUAACUUUUAAAAAAAUCUGUAAUUAAUACGGUGUAUAUCAGCAUUUCAGAAAUAAAAUUUAAAACCUGC
Molecule: messenger RNA, 2141 nt
Organism: Oenanthe melanoleuca
Lineage: Eukaryota; Metazoa; Chordata; Aves; Passeriformes; Muscicapidae
Gene: SCFD1
Product: sec1 family domain containing 1
Exons: 25
Coding region: 55-1953 (632 amino acids)
Biological process (GO): endoplasmic reticulum to Golgi vesicle-mediated transport; intracellular protein transport
Cellular component (GO): Golgi membrane; cytosol
Molecular function (GO): syntaxin binding
Source: RefSeq, a predicted model, not a curated record